UUCUGCGAAAAAAAGUCACAUAAAACUGCAUUAGUUGUAUCUCAAAUUUUAAGAAAAGCUCCAAAACUGUUGUUGGGCACGGCAGACAAUCACAAUGUUAUUUUAACGUUAUUUAAAUGUUAGUGUCUGACCCUGAGGAUGCAGACUGCAUACGGCCGGGCUGAGUUUGUAUUUUUAUUCCCAUACUUCUUACGUUUGAAUCCUGACCUCUCAUCUCGAUCUUCUCUAACUGCAGGAUGAUGGUCUGUCUUCUGCUGCUCCUCUGCCUUGGUCACUGUCUCCCUGCUGUCUUAGGGGUGUAUUUGAGUAUCGACUGUCAUGCUGGAGGCACUGUCAUGCUGCCCUGUUAUGGAGAAGCAGCUACAGACACCAAGGAGGUUGAUGUUCUGUGGAAGCUUAACGGCUGGCCUGCCUGUUGGUUUAAAAAUGGGGAAUGGUGUGAAAAUAGUCAUCUUGUGAACCGAGCUCAGCUUGGAUCCAUCCGACAGAACAACUUCUCUUUGAUCAUUAAUACUGUGAGAAAUGAGGAUGAAGGGGUGUAUACGUGUGAGAUCAGUGAAGACAAAAAGCAGACUAUUCACCUUGUUGUUAAAGGAGAUUGGAAGCGAGAGGAUGCAGAGACGCCCCCUGGAGAUCCUGCUUGCAGGCCAUACAGAGAGAGAGAAGAUCCUCCAGGGUCAGAAACCAAUCACAAACAGGUUUCUGAUGAAAAUCUUCCAGGGGCGUCUUCAGGAGGAAACUCAGUGGUGACUGGAGUGAUCGUGGGGAUUGUAAUUACUGUAGCCAUGGUGGGGGCUGCACUGUUUACCAGAUGACUGUGGAACCAGCAAAGAGAUAAAAAGCUGCCUAAUCUGAGACCAUCUGAAGCUUCCCUGAUGAAGGAUGCCUCUGUCUAUGUUGAGGGCUGCAGUACUGAUAAGAAGAUGGGGGAACCAGCUGUGUGAUUAAAAACAGGUGAAAUAAUACAGUGGCGUACAAAAUUUUGGGCACCUUUGCUUAAAAUGUCUGUAACUGUGAAUAGCUAAGUGAGCAGAAGAUCUGAUCACCAAAAAGCCUAAAGUUAAAGUUUCUUUAAUAUUUUAAGCAAGAUUAAAUUUUUAUUUCCAUCAUUCACAGCUACAGUACACAGCAAAUGUGCCAGUGUUAAAUUAACACUGCAUGGUGUCUAUA
Molecule: messenger RNA, 1170 nt
Organism: Paramormyrops kingsleyae
Lineage: Eukaryota; Metazoa; Chordata; Actinopteri; Osteoglossiformes; Mormyridae
Source: RefSeq, a predicted model, not a curated record